This is a messenger RNA of Bufo gargarizans (Asiatic toad), 3635 nucleotides long. It is a transcript of the gene DAB2IP, whose product is annotated as DAB2 interacting protein. The coding region runs from base 16 to 3195 and encodes 1059 amino acids. The record is from RefSeq and is a predicted model, not a curated record. The transcript is spliced from 13 exons. Gene Ontology annotation, biological process: regulation of GTPase activity. Lineage: Eukaryota; Metazoa; Chordata; Amphibia; Anura; Bufonidae.
CACAGGUCACAUCUAAUGCCGAGGCUGAAGGAAUCGCGCUCCCACGAGUCUUUGCUUAGUCCCAGCAGUGCGGUUGAAGCUCUUGAUCUCAGCAUGGAGGAAGAGGUGGUGAUCAAACCUGUCCACAGCAGCAUCCUGGGCCAGGACUACUGCUUCGAGGUCACAGCAUCGUCUGGCAGUAAAUGCUUCUCGUGCCGCUCAUCAGCUGAACGGGAUAAAUGGAUGGAGAACCUGCGUCGUGCCGUACACCCAAAUAAGGAUAACAGUCGUCGGACGGAGAACAUGCUGAAGCUGUGGAUUGUUGAGGCCAAGGACCUGCCGGCCAAGAAGAAGUACCUGUGCGAGCUGUUCCUGGACGAUGUGCUCUACGCACGGACGACCUGCAAACUGAAGACAGACAACGUCUUCUGGGGCGAGCACUUUGAGUUCAACAACCUGCCGCCCCUGAGGAGCAUCAUGGUGCACUUAUACAAGGAGACGGACAAGAAGAAGAAGAAGGACAAGAACAACUACGUGGGCCUGGUCAGCAUCCCCAUAACCGCGGUGACGGGGCGGCAGUUUGUGGAAAAGUGGUAUCCGGUGGUGUCCACAAACACCAGCAAAGGGAAGUCCGCCGGCCCCAUGAUUCGCAUGAAGAGCCGCUACCAGAGCAUCAGCAUCCUGCCCAUGGAGCUGUACAAGGAAUUCGCCGAGUACAUCACCAACAACUACAUGGUGCUGUGCACCAGCCUGGAGGCUGUCCUCAGCGUCAAGAACAAGGAGGAGAUGGCGUCCGCGCUGGUCCAUAUCCUACAGAGCACCGGAAAGGCCAAGGAUUUCCUCACGGAUCUGAUGAUGUCAGAGGUGGAUCGCUGUGGAGACAAUGAACAUCUGAUAUUUCGGGAGAACACUUUGGCCACCAAGGCGAUUGAGGAAUACCUGAAGCUGGUGGGACAGAAGUAUCUGCAGGAUGCGCUGGGAGAGUUCAUCAAGGCCCUGUACGAGUCAGACGAGAACUGUGAGGUCGACCCCAACAAGUGUUCAGCCUCCGACCUCCCCGAGCACCAGGGGAACCUCAAAAUGUGCUGCGAGCUGGCCUUCUGCAAGAUCAUCAACUCCUACUGUGUUUUCCCCCGAGAGCUCAAGGAGGUGUUUGCGUCCUGGAGGCAGGAGUGUAACAGCCGGGGGCGGCCGGACAUCAGCGAGCGGCUCAUCAGUGCGUCUCUCUUCCUACGCUUCCUCUGUCCCGCCAUCAUGUCUCCCUCCUUAUUCAACCUUCUCCAGGAAUAUCCUGAUGACCGCACAGCUCGCACUUUAACCCUGAUUGCCAAAGUCACGCAGAACCUCGCCAACUUUGCAAAGUUCGGCAGUAAGGAGGAGUAUAUGUCCUUCAUGAAUCAGUUCUUGGAGCACGAAUGGACCAACAUGCAGCGUUUCCUCCUGGAGAUCUCAAAUCCAGAAACCAUCUCCAACACGGCAGGAUUUGAGGGCUACAUCGACUUGGGUCGGGAGUUGUCCAUGCUGCAUUCCCUGUUGUGGGAAGUGAUCUCCAUGGAUCAGGCCACAGUCGCUAAGCUGGGACCCCUGCCUCGUAUCCUGCGGGAUGUGAAUGCCGCACUCAACAAUCCGUCCAGCGCACAGGGAUCUGUCACCAGCGAUCACUCCGCCACCUCGCCGAACACAAGCAACAACGUCUCCAUCGGCCUCCAAAAGAUGGUAAUCGACAAUGACUUAUCUGGUCUGAUAGAUUUCACCAGGUUACCAUCUCCAACUCCUGAAAACAAGGACUUAUUUUUUGUCACAAGGUCUGCUGGGGUUCAGCCUUCGCCGGCACGAAGCUCCAGUUACUCGGAGGCCAACGAGCCGGACGUGCAGAUAACUAAUGGCAGCAAGAGUUUGUCCAUGGUUGACCUGCAGGACAAUCGGGUUUUGGAUAUUGGCACUAGUCCCCCCACCAUUGGGGACUCUUUAAAUGACAGCCAGACAUCGUUCAGCCAGCUCCAGGCAAUAUGGACAGCCCGGACGCCGCAGGGUAACAUGAUGACCAUGACCACGGCCAGGAGAACGGGGCAGACGCCGACCACUCCCAAUGCAGACGCCACAUUGGGGAGACCCCAGCUCCUGGCGCCUUUGUCAUUCCAGAACCCUGUGUACCAGAUGGCAGCAGGUUUGCCGGUGUCACCGAGGGGGUUGGCAGACUCUGGGUCAGAAUGUCACAGCUCGCUGAGCUCUCACAGUAACAGCGAGGACUUAGCCGCCACUAAACACGGCUUCAUGAACAUGGGCGCCAGUGAGGACUUUAGCCGUCGCUCAGGGGACGGCUCCAGGCGGCAGCUCUCCAUGACAGAAAAGACUGGCCAGCCCACCAUGCCGCGGCAAAACAGCUCUGGUCCCCAGAGGAGGAUAGACCAACCCCCACCUCCUCCCCCACCACCAAUGAUGAGGGGCAGGACGCCCCCAACGUUACUCAACACAGCACCCUACCCAAGACCGUCCAGCGGCAGCAUGAUGUCCUCCUCCCCGGACUGGCCUGGCAGUGGAGCCCGCAUGAGGCAGCAGUCAUCGUCCUCCAAAGGAGACAGCCCCGAGAUGAAGCACAGGACGGUGCACAAACAGGCCCCCUCGCCCGUGAACCCCAAUGCCCUGGACCGCACAGCUGCUUGGCUGCUGACUAUGAAUAUGCAGCUUUUAGAAGAUGAAGGCCCCGAGCUCAGGGAUAGGAGCAGGAGUAAGGAAGACAUGAGCCAAGCAGAAAAGUAUCAGCAGGAGAUCCUGGUGCUGCAGGACAAGCUGCGACUCUCCAACAAGAAGCUGGAGGAGUACGAGAGCCGCUGCAAGAGCCAGGACGAGCAGACGCAGAAGAUCCUGCUGGAGUACCAGGCGCGGCUGGAGGAGAGCGAGGAGCGGCUGCGCAGGCAGCAGGAGGACAAGGAGAUGCAGAUGAAGGGGAUCAUAAGCAGGCUGAUGUCCGUGGAGGAGGAGCUGAAGAAGGAUCACGCCGAGAUGCAAGCGGCGGUCGACUCCAAGCAGAAGAUCAUCGACGCCCAGGAGAAGCGCAUCGCCUCGCUGGACGCGGCCAACGCCCGGCUCAUGAGCGCCUUAACCCAGCUGAAAGAGAGGUACAGCAUGCAAACACGUAACGGGAUCUCGCCCACAAACCCGACUAAGUUACAGAUCACAGAGAACGGCGAGUUCCGAAACAGCAGUAAUUGUUAACGGUCGGACGGCGGCAGAGACGCGGCAGCGGGGACUGCUCCAGGACUGGCGGAUGCUGUAAUGUGCCAUAAGAACCUUAUUUGUAGAAGAUUCCGGUUAUUUUAAUGUUAAAUCAGAUUUUUAUUUCCUCCGAGAAACUGCAAAGGGUUAAAACCAAUCUGCGCAGCCGCCAUCGGCGUGAGCGCAGUCCGUAAACACUAAAACCUGCUGCUCCAGCUCACAGGAUGUAUGGCCAGACCUGCGCUACCCUGUACACAACCUUAUAGCGGCAGAAAGUAAGUGACCCCCUCCCCAGUCAGUGUAUUCAUAGUCUAGUCUGCGAUUACACUGCCCCCGGUCACGUGUACUACUACUCUCAUCAGGCUAUAGGACGUCUUCCAGGUGUCUGUGGUGGACUGUGUACAUUAACCUGUGGAAUAAAGAUGCUUUAUCAGAACGUC